Molecule: messenger RNA, 1496 nt
Organism: Gilbertella persicaria
Lineage: Eukaryota; Fungi; Mucoromycota; Mucoromycetes; Mucorales; Choanephoraceae
Product: lariat debranching enzyme, C-terminal domain-containing protein
Exons: 5
Coding region: 137-1471 (444 amino acids)
Biological process (GO): mRNA splicing, via spliceosome
Cellular component (GO): nucleus
Molecular function (GO): RNA lariat debranching enzyme activity
Source: RefSeq, a predicted model, not a curated record
UUCUAUCAAUUGUUGAGCAGCACUUCCAAUUUCAAUUGUUACGUGCAAGAAAUAAAAAUCACAGUUUAUCUGUCCUCGUUCAAAAAAUCGUUUGUGAAAGCGCCUUUUGAUUAUUUUCUUGCUUAAUUGACUUGUGAUGAAGAUUGCAAUUGAAGGCUGUUGUCAUGGCCAACUUGACGACAUUUAUGGAUCUAUUCGUCUUGUCGAAGAGAAAGAAAACUGUAAGAUAGAUCUCGUCUUAAUCUGUGGUGAUUUCCAGGCUAUUCGAAACGAAUCAGAUAUGUAUUGUAUGGCUGUUCCACCCAAAUAUCGAAACUUGGGUACAUUUUGGAAGUAUUAUACAGGCCAGGCUCGAGCUCCUUAUCCUACUAUUUUCAUUGGAGGCAACCAUGAGGCUAGCAACUAUUUGUGGGAGUUAUAUCAUGGUGGCUGGGUAUGCGAUAAUAUCUACUACCUAGGACAUGCUGGUGUCAUUGAAUUUGGUGGGUUGCGCAUUGGUGGACUGUCAGGCAUUGCAAAAGAAAACCACUAUAAGAAGGGACAUUAUGAAAAAUCUCCUUAUAACCAAUCAGAUAUUCGAAGUGCGUACCAUGUAAGAGAAUAUGAUGUUCAGAAACUGCUUCAGAUCAAGGAGCCUAUGGAUAUAUUUCUAUCACACGACUGGCCAAGAGGAGUAGAAAGAUAUGGUGAUUUAGGCCACUUGAUGAAGAUAAAAGAGUACUUUGUUUCUGAGAUCAUGUCAAACACACUCGGAAGUUAUCCUAAUGAAUUGAUUUUGUCUCAACUAAAACCUUCCUAUUGGUUUUCUGCUCAUCUACACGUACAUUACGCAGCCAUUGUCCGUCAUGAUAUGUGGCAAAAAGGUCAAUAUCCACCCAAGACACAAGCCAUAUUAGAUCAAUUCAAGCCCAAAAAUCCAGACGAAAUUAUACUUGACGAGGAUGAUAUACAAGAAUCCAGUGAGGAGAAUAGUACAUUAACAAAGUUUCUUAGUUUAGACAAAUGUUUGCCAAAGAGACAGUUCUUGCAAAUUAUCGAUAUUCCUUCUCCUAAUGAUGCGAACCGAGAUUAUGACUUUUAUUAUGAUAUGGAGUGGCUCUCAAUUACUAGGGCUAUGCACCCCUUUUUAAGUACAGGUCAUCAACAAACACCACUACCAUCGCAUGAUGAAUUAAAGGCUUUGAUUGAAAAAGAAAGAGCUUAUUUAGUGGCAAAACAAGAGUCAAACUCACUUGAUUUAAAAAUACCGCAUAACUUUGAAGCAACAGCACCUGGUUAUAUGCCUGGUGUUCAGAUGGAUCGUCAAGCUAUUUGGGACAAUCAGUAUCCAUUCCUUAACCCUCAAACUGUCGAAUUCUGUAAAGAGAUUGAUAUUGAAAACAAAAUCAAUAAUGAUUGUAGACAAGAACGAAUGCCAAUGAAGCGAAUGAAAAUAGAGUCUGAGAUUGUGAUUGAUGAAGAAGACCUAUAGAAUGUAAAAGAACUGAUCAUGUACG